Molecule: messenger RNA, 4896 nt
Organism: Neopsephotus bourkii (Bourke's parrot)
Lineage: Eukaryota; Metazoa; Chordata; Aves; Psittaciformes; Psittacidae
Gene: MORC2
Product: MORC family CW-type zinc finger 2
Exons: 26
Coding region: 719-3619 (966 amino acids)
Cellular component (GO): nucleus
Molecular function (GO): zinc ion binding
Source: RefSeq, a predicted model, not a curated record
UUGCUCACCACCCACUGACCAGUACCCAGCCAGACUGAGAAGCAGUUGACCCCAUCCAGCCUACUCCCCGCAGUUUCUAUACUGGGCAUGACGUGCUGUGGUAUGGAAUAUCCCUUUGGCUAGUUUGGGUCAGGUGUCCUAUCUCUGCUUCCUCCCAGCUUCUUGUGCCCUUCGUCACUUGCAGAGCAUGAGAGACUGAGAAGUCUUUGGUCAGGGUAAGGAUUACUUAGCAACAACUAAACCAUUGGUGUGUUAUCAGCAUUGUUCUCAGACUAAACCCAAAACACAGCCCUGAGCAUUGGCUGCAGGGAAGAAAACUCCAUCCCAGGAGAAUCCAGGACAACAGAAAAUCCUGCUCGAAGGAAAGAAUACAAGGGAUGAGCUUCUGUGGAAGCUUUCUGAUUUGGAAGAUAGUCUUCAAAACACUGUUCCCUUCUGUCUCCUGUUUCUGUGUAGGCAAUUGGGAGCUUGCAGAGAUGGAAGAGAACCAUUUAAUGGUUCUGGUGAUAACUUCGAAAGUGGCUGUGUUUUACCUCUGACUCAAGCUGUGUUGAUUGGUUAGCUGUCAUGACAUUGAAGAUGGAUAUCCAAGUUCAUUUUAACCACCCAUGAGUUCUUGUUUGGUGCCCUUGCUGAACUUGUAGAUAAUGCCAGAGAUGCAGAUGCCACGAGAAUAGACAUUUAUCCUGAGCAACGGGAUGACCUGCGAGGUGGAUUCAUGCUCUGUUUUUUGGAUGAUGGAACAGGAAUGGAUUCAAAUGAAGCUGCCAGUGUUAUUCAGUUUGGGAAAUCAGCCAAGCGAUCACCUGAGUCAACUCAAAUUGGGCAGUAUGGGAACGGCUUGAAAUCGGGUUCCAUGCGGAUUGGGAAGGAUUUUAUCCUGUUCACAAAGAAAGACAACACCAUGACUUGCCUUCUCUUGUCACGAACAUUCCAUGAGGAAGAAGGCAUUGAUGAGGUCAUUGUCCCCCUGCCUACCUGGAAUGCACGAAGCCGGGAGCCUGUGACUGACAACAUGGAGAAGUUUGCUAUUGAGACAGAGCUAAUUUACAAGUAUUCCCCUUUCAAGUCAGAACAGGAAGUGAUGGAGCAGUUUAAUAAGAUACAUGGUGAGAAAGGCACCCUGGUGAUAAUCUUUAACCUCAAACUAAUGGAUAAUGGAGAGCCAGAGCUGGAUGUGACUUCUGACCCCCGAGACAUUCAGAUGGCAGAAACAUCUCCAGAGGGAACAAAGCCUGAGCGCCGCUCCUUUCGUGCCUAUGCUGCUGUGCUUUAUAUUGAUCCCAGAAUGAGAAUCUUCAUAAAUGGACACAAAGUACAAACAAAACGACUUUCAUGCUGCCUGUACAAGCCCAGGAUGUACAAGUAUACUUCAAACCGUUUCAAGACUCGCGCAGAGCAAGAGGUGAAGAAAGCAGAGCACAUGGCGAGGAUAGCGGAAGAGAAGGCUCGUGAGGCGGAAAGUAAAGCCCGUGCCCUUGAGCUGCGCCUAGGUGGGGACCUCACACGGGAGUCCAGGGUGAUGCUGCGCCAGGUCCAAAACUCGGCAAUAACCAUGCGCCGGGAGGCUGAUGUCAAGAAGAGGAUCAAGGAUGCAAAGCAGCGGGCACUGAAAGAACCCAAAGAGCUGAAUUUUGUCUUUGGUGUGAAUAUCGAGCAGCGCGAGUUGGAUGGCAUGUUCAUUUAUAACUGCAGUCGCCUGAUAAAGAUGUAUGAGAAGGUGGGCCCGCAGCUGGAUGGUGGCAUGGCAUGUGGUGGAGUGGUGGGUGUGGUGGAUGUGCCCUAUUUGGUUUUGGAGCCAACCCAUAAUAAACAGGACUUUGCUGAUGCCAAAGAGUAUCGACACUUGCUGAAGGCCAUGGGGGAUCAUUUGGCUCAGUACUGGAAGGAUGUUGCUAUAGCCCAGAGAGGUAUCAUCAAGUUCUGGGAUGAAUUUGGUUAUUUGUCAGCAAACUGGAACCAGCCUCCAUCUAGUGAACUGCGCUACAAACGCCGGAGAGCCAUGGAGAUCCCUACCACGAUUCAGUGUGAUGUUUGUCUGAAAUGGCGAACACUCCCCUUCCAGCUGAGUUCAGUGGAGAAGAAUUACCCUGAUAGCUGGGUCUGCUCCAUGAACCCUGAUCCUGAACAAGACAGAUGUGAAGCUGCAGAGCAGAAGCAGAAGGUACCAUUGGGAACUCUGAAGAAAGACCUGAAAUCACCAGAAGAGAAGCAGAAGCAACUGGCUGAGAAAAUCCGCCAGGAGCAGGAAAAGCUGGAAGCUCUGCAGAAAACCACUCCAAUUCGAUCUCAAGCUGACUUAAAGAAACUGCCUCUGGAUGUGACCACACGGCCUGCAGGGGAGAACACCCAGUCACUAACCCGACCUCAGCGCCCACGAUCUCCUCCUUUACCUGAUGUAAUCAAGAAUGCUCCCAGCAGACCACCGUCUGAACCUCUGGCCAAGUCCACCAUGCAGCUGAAAAAGAACUCUUCAGCUUGGCCAAAUACCAGCACUCCCAAACUGGCAAGCAUGCUCUCCAGGGAGGAGGCCAGCACUUCCAGGACACACCAGCAUACUCUGACAGCUGGGAAGUCUAACAGCAAUUUAAAAACUCAUGCCAAACCAGGUACAACAACAAAGCCACCUUCUGCUGCCCUGCAGAAUCCCAAAAGCUCACGUGAGACACCCAGUCCCAAAGCUGCCAAGGUGCCAGCAGUAAAGAAAUCUGCCUCUGUCAAAUGCCCACAGGCCUCUACCACUCGGAAGAGAAUCUUGAGCGCCUCAGAGGAUGAGUCUGAGGAGGAGGAGGAGGAGGAGCACAAGAAAGAGAAGACAAAACGGGGCAAAUUUGUGGCUGUGAAAGAAGAGAAGGAUUCCAGUGAGGUGGUGGUAGAGCUUACAGACAGUGCUGGAGAAGAAGACCUGGCAGAGCUGAAGAAAUCUCAGAAAGAUAAAGGGCUGCGUGUAGAAGUGCGUGUGAACAAGGAGUGGUUCACAGGCCGUGUCACAGCUGUGGAGAUGGGCAAGCAUGCAGUACGCUGGAAGGUGAAGUUUGAUUAUGUUCCUACAGACACCACACCAAGGAAUCGCUGGGUAGAGAAGGGCAGUGAGGAUGUGAGGUUGAUGAAGCCUCCCUCUCCCGAGUACCAGGCUCCAGAUACACAGCAGGAAGAGGAGGUCAUUGUGGCAGAACCUUCUACCUCAGACUGUGUCAGAAUUGAGCCAGACACCACCGGUCCCACUAGUAGCCACGAAACAGUAGACUUACUAGUCCAGAUCCUUCGAAAUUGUUUGCGGUACUUCUUACCUCCCAAUUUUCCUAUCUCCAAGAAGGAGCUGAGUUCCAUGAGCUCAGAAGGGUUGUUGGCGUUCCCCUUGAAAGAAUAUUUCAGACAGUAUGAGGUUGGUCUGCAGAACCUGUGCAAUUCAUAUCAGACACGUGCUGAUGCCCGGGCCAAAGCCUGUGAAGAAAACCUCCGCAACUCAGAGAGAAAGCUGAAGGAAACAGAGGAGAAACUGCAGAAGCUGAGGACUAACAUCGUGGCCCUUCUGCAGAAAGUGCAGGAGGACAUUGAUAUUAAUACAGAUGAUGAACUGGAUGCAUAUAUCGAGGACUUGAUUACAAAAGGAGAUUAAGAAGCCCAGUACAAGUCCUAGAGAAGUGCAGAGGAGCUGAUUGCUGCAAUGGGAUUCCUGCAGUGGAGGACUAUAGUAGCUGAUGAGGAGAGAGGGCUUUUAGACAGUACCUGUGUUGGUGUGCAACUUGUGACUUGACACAAAAAAGACAUUUGUGCUGUUGGCAGGCAGAUUUUUGACAUCGUAGUUCUCUGGAUCUCUUCCUUUGCUUAUAAAUAUUUAUUUUUAAAAGAAAUAGGAACUGUGCCUGUUAUAAUGGGACGGUUGCUGUGUGGUAUUUUAGCAAGGUAAAAGCAUGAGUACCCUUUUGCAUCUGAGGUAUAUUCAUAUGCUAUACCUGGAAGACCAGAGCAUCCUGCCUAGCAAGGCAAUUUAGAAUCUGGCAGCAACUUAAAAAUAAGACCUGGGUUAUGGAAAAGGAGGCCAGGACUUGGACUUCAGAGAUGCUGAACUUGGACUAGAGGAAGUCAGAUCAGUAAUUUGAGCUACAUGGAGGAGGUCGAAGUACAGUCCCUGUGUGAACAUGAGUGGACGGAAUAAAAUCCCAGUGGUUCUGAAGGGGUUAGGAGUAGGGGAUUAGCACUUGUCAGUGCCAUGAAAUUCCCAAAUAUAAGUUCUCCAUAAGCAGGUGGAAUUGUCACCAGUCAGAGGAUGAGGAGCCUUUUAUAAGAGGAUGGCCUCCUAAGCUGCUCACAGCGGGUUGUGAUCAUCAAAAGGAGAAGGCUGGAGUUCACAUUCUUUUCUAGCAGUCAGCUUAUUGCACACUUCCUGCUGCUGUUUCUCUGAGGUGUAAUUGCCGUGGCAGAAGAGCUCCUCAACCAGCUGAAAAUAGAGUGACCUUCUAUUCUGUUGUCACUCCCUCAGGUGUGUGUUGCUUUGAUCAACUUGCUCUUCCAGGUAAUUUUAUUGGGAGUGUUGGAAUGUGGUGCCUGUGGAGGCCUGCACCACUAAGUCCCAUGUGGCUCUGGGUCAGCAGCCAAGGCAAUGCCUUUCCCUUGUUAUCCCAGCUGAAGGCUACACUACAGCUCCAAGCAGAUCAUGUGUGGUGACCAUGGUGACCCAGUUUGAGUUCACUGCCUGGCCAACUGCUCAGCUUGGCCAGGGCAAGAAGUCCAUGAUGUUGGUGCUCAGAAAACUGAAAUCCCUAGAACUUGGCAGUUUGAAGAAAGAGUGUGACCAAGAGGUGCCCACCUUCAGGAACAUCAGAUGAAAGGGACCAUUGGGGUUCUUUUGACGGCUGAAUGUGUAAUAGAUGUUUUGCAAUAAAAAAAGUCCAA